Arthroderma uncinatum is the source of this 1050-nucleotide messenger RNA. RefSeq names its product RTA1 domain-containing protein. The record is from RefSeq and is a predicted model, not a curated record. Gene Ontology annotation, cellular component: membrane. The transcript is spliced from 3 exons. Lineage: Eukaryota; Fungi; Ascomycota; Eurotiomycetes; Onygenales; Arthrodermataceae. The coding region runs from base 1 to 1050 and encodes 349 amino acids.
AUGGCUUCCAAGGAGGAAAUGAUCAAGGAGUUAUAUCACUAUUUCCCGAACAAAGCAGCAGCCAUCAUAUUUGCAGUUCUAUACAUCGCGUCGUCCAUCCUUCAUGAAGUUCAGUAUAACGCAACGCGGCCUCAAAAGUUCACUAUGCCCUUCAUCCUAGGAACAACAUUUUCUGGUAUCGGUUUCGUCGCUCGUUCGUUGAGCGCUCUCAAGGUAGGAGAUGCACGCACAUUAUGGCGUAUAUCCUCCAUGUUCACCCUCGGUGCCGGUCCUACAUACGCGGGUGCAGACUACUUCGUAUGUGGCCGAAUAUUCAGCUAUGUCAGAUCGGCGGCACCAAUAUCGCCUCUCAGAACCGUCCGAACGUUCAUUGUUUUCGAUGUCCUGGCAGAAAUUGCCGUUUGGGUUGGCGCGGGUAUCAUGGACGGUAGCGGGGACCCAAAUAGUGUUAGGGCAAAAUUGGGCUUGAACCUACUUAGGGCUGCGGUGAUCAUACAGCUCGCCCUAUUCAUGUGCUUCGUUGUGGUGAUAUUUAUCUUUCAGAUACGGGCAACAAGUCGAGGUUUUUGGAAAGCGAGUCAUCAAAAGGCUGGUGGGACUCCUGGUUGGGUGAAGGUCACAUAUACUUUAUAUGCUUCUUCCUUGUUGAUAGCCGUGAGAUCGGGGUAUCAUAUUGCUGAGAAUUUUCUACCUUCGGAUCAUCCAUUUCGAGCUACUGAGGCACCAUUUCUUUGUUUGGAGGCUCUCAUAAUGUUUAUAAACGUGGCCAUGUUCAAUGUUUUUCACCCUGGAAGUCUCCUACCAAGCAACCCACACAUAUACUUGCUCGCGAACGGUACGGAGGAAAAAGAUGACAGCUCGGAAGGAACGCUAGAGGAUACCAGGCCUUUAAUGAUGAAAAUUGCUGAUCCCUUGGAUAUCAAAGGCCUGUUUAACAGGAAGAAGACCGAGAAACGUUAUCAGGAAGGGGCAUCAAGAGGAGACGACGAAAUGAUGCCGGAAAGCGUGAGGAUGCUGGAAAAUAGGCCGCGCGAUGGAUUUCACCAAUGA